Messenger RNA from Dovyalis caffra, 1431 nucleotides. NCBI's taxonomy places the organism in Eukaryota, Viridiplantae, Streptophyta, Magnoliopsida, Malpighiales, Salicaceae. The record is from the annotation of a GenBank genome assembly.
AUGAUAGGACAUAAGAAACAGAAGGAAGAAGAUAUUGCCAUCUGUGAAUGCAAGUUUAAUGUCAAUGAUCCUGACAGUGCAUGCGGGGAAAGGUGCCUGAAUGUAUUAACAAGCACAGAGUGUACACCGGGAUAUUGCCCAUGUGGAUUCUAUUGCAAGAAUCAGAGAUUUCAGAAGUGUGAGUAUGCCAAAACAAAGUUGUUUAAAACCGAAGGCCGUGGGUGGGGUCUUCUCGCUGAUGAGGAGAUAAAGGCAGGACAGUUUAUUAUUGAGUACUGUGGAGAGGUAAUAUCCUGGAGAGAAGCAAAGAAAAGGUCCCAAAUUUAUGAAAAUCAAGGACUCAAAGAUGCAUUUAUCAUUUCCCUCAAUUCUUGUGAGUCUAUUGAUGCCACUAAAAAGGGAAGCCUUGCAAGGUUUAUAAAUCAUUCAUGCCAACCAAAUUGUGAGACACGAAAAUGGACUGUUUUGGGGGAAAUAAGGGUUGGAAUAUUCGCAAAGCAAAUUAUUUCUGUUGGAACUGAACUGGCAUAUGAUUAUAAUUUUGAAUGGUAUGGUGGUACCAAAGUUCGAUGCCUCUGUCGUGCAGUCAGCUGUUCUGGGUUUCUUGGGGCAAAAUCUCGUGGUUUCCAGGAGGAUACUUAUGUGUGGGAAGAUGAUGAUGACAGGUACUCUGUUGAAAAAAUUCCAUUAUAUGAUUCUGCAGAAGAUGAUCAACCUUCUUCCAAGUUCCUCAAAAUUGCUAACUCUGAUUCUGAAUACGAUAUUGGUGGGAAAUUUGAAUAUUCCACUAUGAUGAAUUUUGAUGUGGGAUCUGAACAACCCUUGGAAUCCACUGUUCUUAGUGUUCAACCACUUGAUUCAUUUCCGAUGGAGGUUGUGGUUAUGAAUUCAGUAAAAGCUGAAGCUAAUGAAGAGAUGACAUUAUAUUCCCAAGAUACUCCACAAUCAUUUGCACCAAAGAAUGCAAUGAUAUCUCGCAUCCGAAGUAAUAGUGCAUGCCGGAAUUAUCACAUUGGAUCAGUGCCUGUGCCGAAGAAAGGUUCAAAACAAUAUUCUACUGGAAAGUUGAAACAUUUGACGCAAAAGCAAGUUGAUGCAAAGCAUGUCACUAAACUCUUAGCAGUAAAAGAAGCUCAAGAGGAAGUGCUCACUUAUGAGGAAAUGAAGAAAGAUGCAACUUCCGAACUUUCCUCGUUGUACAAUGAAAUAAGACCCGUGAUUGAAGAGCAUGAGAGGGAUAGCCAAGACAGUGUUCCUACCACUGUUGCUGAGAAGUGGAUACAGGUAUGUUGUACGAAAUUGAAGGCAGAAUUUGACCUUUAUUCCUCCAUUAUCAAGAAUAUUGCUUGCACUCCACAAAAGACACUUGAACAAGCACGACCUUCUGAAGAACCCGGUAAUGAUACCGAAGUGAAGUAUAUAGGAUAUUGA